UUGGUUGCGAGCAAUAAACCCACCGAAGGGUUCGUUAGUAUUCACUUACAGGUGAACCCAAAUUACACCCAAAACACCAGUUAUUUGAUCAGAAAUGGAGAUCAGAUACGACUGUUCAGCGGAAAUGAUCCCACUUUGAAAGACAUUGAAUUUUAUCGCCAAAUCGAUACCAUUAAUAUAACCAAUGCUUAUAAGAUCGGAGACACCAUUACUUUCAUAGCCAACAGAUUCUCAGUCGAUGUGUCCAAAGAGUGGUCACAAUUAGUGGUUAAAGAUUUUGCCGCAAAUUUGUGUCCAAAUUUAAACCGAAUGACAACCCGAGCGCCAACCACCACAACCAUUGCUACCACUCCCAGCGACUUGAUAGCUAAGGGCCAGGGAUUGAGUGGGGUGGCCAUUGCAAUGGCAGUUGCUAUUGUCUUACUAAUAGUAGUGGGAGUCGGAUGUCUAGUUGUGACACAACUGUACAAUAAAAUCCGAAGAAUUACUGGGGGUUUGAGUAAUCAGUUAUACUAUUGUGGAGUCAAUGAGCCCUCACUUACAUCCACUGCACCUCAAGAGGUGGCCAUCAGAUUGUAUGGCAAUAAAUGGUAUAACAAUCUGAAUAGUGAUGGAAAUGAGAGAUCGAAAGAUAGGAGAAGUGAACGCCUGAGUGAUGUCAUCACAUCUGUGAUGCUAUCGGAGACACAAUUGGGACCAAAAAUAUACGGACUCUUCGAAGACGGACAGAUCCUACACUACUAUCAGCACCGACAGUUCAAACUCGAGGAGCAAAACAACCCAAAACUGGUUGAGGAACUGUUCCGAAAGAUCGCUCGAUUCCACGCCCUGGACGUCCCCCUCCCGAAGAAGCACUGGCUCUUCAGAGAGAUUGAGCUCAACUACGAGGAGGCGUACAAAAGACAUCCCAUUAAUGAGUUGAUAGAAGAGCUAAGCUGUGAGACAAUCAAAACUCACGAUUUGAAGACUGAGAUCCAGUGGCUAAAGGAUAUGAGCGUCAAAAUAGACAGUCCUCUCGUGUUUGCACACAACGAUCUGCUCAGCUCUAAUGUAUUGGUUUUAGACAAUGAGACGGCAACUGGGGAUCAGUUAGUUAUCUGUGAUUUUGAAUAUGGCAGCUAUGGGUUCAGGGGACUGGACUUGGGAACCAUAAUCAACGAAUGGGGUCGACUCUGGAAUGACUUCCUAUCUGUCCAUACCUUUGUUGAAGACUCUGUGAUCAAACAAUUACUUCAGUACUAUAUCUCGGAAAAUGAGAAAAUUUUCGGAAAGAGAGUUACUGAGAAUAUAUGCGAUGAGAACCAGAACAGUCUGAAAAGGAUUGGAGACAUCCAAUCAAUCGAUGAUUUGGAUUUCGAUAAACUGGAUCUCACUUUUGGAGACACACCCGAAGACAUCAAUAAUAAGUGCUUACAGUUAUGUAAGGAUUAUUUGUCGGGCAAUUGGACGCAACAAACAUUGGAUACAAUUGAAGUGCGAAGAGUUUCGGGAGGAUUGACUAAUCAGUUGUAUUAUUGCGGGAUUAGAAACCCAUUGAAUAAGUCAGAUGUGCCACAAGAGGUGGCCAUCAGACUGUAUGGAUCCAAGCAUUUUAAUAAGGGUGAGAACCCGGGUAAUGAGAGACUCACCGAUACUAUCAUAUCGAUUAUGAUAUCAGAAAACAAAUUGGGGCCUAAAAUAUACGGACUCUUCGAAAGCGGACAAAUACAACAGUUUUAUCAUCACCGACAGUUUAAACCUGAAGAACAGAAAGAUCCCAAACUAGUGACAGAAGUGUUUCAAAAGUUGGCCCGAAUUCACGCCAUGGAUGUACCCAUCAGACGCGGCACCAUUUGGUUCAUCAAUGAUAUGUAUGAGUCGUACAAAUGGACACAGCUAUUGUCGCAAAGGAUGUUAGUUACCGAGCUACUUAUGUUAACGCUCUCAGGUCACGUGUUCACUCACAACGAUUUCCGGUCAAGCAAUCUGAUGAUUACUGACACCAGUAAUAACCCUGGUGAUCAGAUAGUUGUAUGUGAUUUCGAGUACGCCAGUUAUGUUCAGGUAGCUACCAGAGGGUGUUCUGCUGAGACAUAA
This is a messenger RNA of Oppiella nova, 2076 nucleotides long. Lineage: Eukaryota; Metazoa; Arthropoda; Arachnida; Sarcoptiformes; Oppiidae. The record is from the annotation of a GenBank genome assembly.